CCUCGUUGCCAUGCCGACAGAGACACUGCCACAAGACCUGCCAGAUAGCAAGGCUGCUGGCCCCGCGACGGCCUUUAAUUCUGCUGUACCCCUCCGUAUACUCAACAAGGGGCCUGACUACUUCAGAAGACAGGUGGAACCUAACCCAAAGCGCCUAAGUGCUGUUGAGAGACUAGAAGCUGACAAAGCCAAGUACGUCAAGAGCCAGGAAGUUAUCAAUGCCAAGCAAGAGCCUAUCAAACCACCCGUGCUGCCAAAGCCUACUGUCUGUCACCCACUGCUGUCAAAGAGAGGCUCCGGGAUUGGUGGAGGAGGAAAUGGAGGCGGGAUACCUUUCAAAGCAUCGAAUAACAAUGCGAAGUCAGACACAUGUGCAACAAGCAGUGGCGGCAGUAAACGGGAGAAUUUAAACCUGGAGAUACUCAAAAAUCUCCUAAAUUCAUCGUCCUCUUCAGGCAGUGGACCUGAAGGACUAGGAGGUGGAGCUAAGAGUGCUGUACUGAUGAGGUCAUCGGGGGAAAUGGCCAAGAGUUGGAUGCCAUCAGGGAUCCCAUUAACAUACCGAUCUACAAUGACACUUAAUGAGCGACCUCCAGACUCAGGUCCCAGUCCAAGCACCUCACACUCUCUCCGCUCCUUCUCCCAUUCACUGAAGGUCCCCCCGAUCAACAGUGGGGGACGUCAUAGUCCACAACCAGGAGGAAACCUCAACCUCAGCAGACGAGUCCUGGAUGAAAGAGGAGGCAAGGGAGUCGUUGAUCGCUCUCGUUCUCCACUACCGCCUCUGCUCACCUCCCACUCCUCCUCUGACCUCUUGCGACUGUGCAAUGGCAAGCCACUCCGCACUGCCCGAUCCAGCAGCUCCUCUGCUCCUCCCCUCCCUCCAAAACCUAACCCUGCAUCCCUUCCUCCUCCCACACUUUCCUUGUCAUUGCGUCCCCCUCAACCUAAUCCAUCUGUAGAGCUUGGCUCAUCUGUAGCUUGUCGCUCCUCACUACACAGAUCUAAAUCAGACCUGUCAGACCGGUAUGCCCGGGCUGGAGCUGACGUGGAACGCUUUUUUAACUACUGUGGCCUCGACCCAGAGGAGCUAGAGGCAGUUGGUCCAGAGAAUUUUGCACGAGCCAAUUCAGACAUUGUCAGCCUGAACUUCCGAUCAGCUUCUAUGAUCUCCUCCGAAUGCGACCGCUCACGGCAAUCCUCCAAUGAUGGGUUGUCAGACGGGGAUGAGGGUGGGGACGAGGAGGAGGAGGCUGGGGAGCGUGUUCCGUAUGGAAUCUCAGCUGUGGAACGAAAUGCAAGAGUCAUUAAGUGGCUUUACAGUAUCAAACAGGCAAGAGAGACACAAAAAGUGUCACAUGUUUAGGACAAGCACUACAGAAAAACUGCCCUGUGUUUCAGAAUGGAUAGAUGGAUUAUUGAAUAGAUCAAAUAGAAAGUCUGGCAGGUAUAUCGUAACUAGGUGAGGAAAUAAAUGAAUAGAUUAAGAAACAGACUCUUACCAUCCAAGAUUAACACCAAGGAAAUGUAGGGACAUGAAUGGAUGGAUAGGAUCAUAAUCAUAUAUUCAAACAAAUAAACAAAGGACGUAUAAAUAAGUAAACAGUUUCCCUAUGGAUACAGUUUAAACCGACAGACAUAAGUCCUAGGACCCAUAAAACCACAUCUUCACUUUAAUGGAUUACAGGCCUUUCUCUCACAGAGUAAAUUUUUGCUGGUCAGAGAGGGGUAGAGGGGUGUAGAGCGGUCAUUUUCUAACAGAGGGUUGGCACUGCGAUCUCAGCUUUCCCCAUUCCGCAUGCCAAAGUGUCCUUGGGCAAGAUACUGAGCCCCAAAACUGCCCCUUUUCAUAGAGAAAGUGUUGCAAUAGAUGCCCUGUAUGAAUGUUUGUGUGAAUGGGUAAAUGACAAAAACUGUACUGUAAUGCGCAAAAAUAGUAAAGCGCAAUAUAAAUACAGACUAUUUAAUUUUAGUUGCAGGC
Messenger RNA from Limanda limanda (common dab), 1981 nucleotides. It is a transcript of the gene fam110b, whose product is annotated as family with sequence similarity 110 member B. Bases 11 to 1366 code for a protein of 451 amino acids. The record is from RefSeq and is a predicted model, not a curated record. The transcript is spliced from 4 exons. Lineage: Eukaryota; Metazoa; Chordata; Actinopteri; Pleuronectiformes; Pleuronectidae.